Acanthosepion pharaonis is the source of this 861-nucleotide messenger RNA. The record is from the annotation of a GenBank genome assembly. NCBI's taxonomy places the organism in Eukaryota, Metazoa, Mollusca, Cephalopoda, Sepiida, Sepiidae.
AUGAUAAAGAGAUUAGUAACCCUCUUUAAGCAACGGGCUAUCGACCCACCCCGAAUACUACAGACGGUCUUUCUUUCUUUCUUUCUUUCUUUCUUUCUUUCUUUCUUUCUUUCUUUCUUUCUGCCACAUUUCUGUAGUUUUCUUUCUUUCCUUCUCUAUCCACCAGACAUUUCUUUUACUCUACUCAGCUUGUACUCUCACAUUUUUGCCAAACAUUCAGACAUUUUUUUUAUUCACUCCUUCCAGCGUUUCUACUUAUUUACCUACUACUGCUUUUUUUUUGUUUUCUUUCUCUCUCCUCCACCUCCUCCUCCUCCUCCUUCUUCUUCUUCUUCUUCUUCUUCUUCUUCUUCUUCUUCUUCUUCUUCUUCUUCUUCUUCAAUUGAUUUAAAAUCUCCAGCCGAACUCUCGAUGGGUGAGGUUUGUGCUUUCAGUCACCUCAAAGCAGCGGCGGAACAGGUACUUGGUGAAGAGCUUCUUGAAAUUAGAAAUCACCUACUGGUCCCUGGGCUGCAGGAUAGGGGUGGUGUUGGUUGGAAAGUAGAGAACCUUUAUAAAUUUGAACUCUUCGAGGUUAGUCUCUGGGGUUUUCCGAAUGAUAAACGAGCAGCAGCUUUAUCUUGCAGUCGUCGCUCGCAUCGGCGCACACUGAAAGGGUUAGCCUAUCCUUCAUGGGUUUCUUCCUGGCAUCCUCUCCUCUGCCGUUAUAUAAGUCCUCUUUGGCAUCUUCCAAAAAAGUCCUGUCUCGUCAUUGAAAACUUUCUGGGAGAUUUGUCCUUCGGUUGCUAUAAUUCCGGCAAAAGUUUUGAGGUGACCAUCAGCUGCCUUCAUGCCCGCGCUCGCUGUCACACCAUGCCUUAG